This is a messenger RNA of Meloidogyne enterolobii, 718 nucleotides long. Lineage: Eukaryota; Metazoa; Nematoda; Chromadorea; Rhabditida; Meloidogynidae. The record is from the annotation of a GenBank genome assembly.
AUGGAUAAAAUAAAAAUAAAAAGUUCAUUUCUUAAACUAUCUGGUUAUGAAUUCAAAAUUGCUGUUGAUAAAGAUAUUGAAUUAUCUUCAGAAUUUUUAACGUUACCUGUUGAUACUGGAAAAGAAACCAUUCUGGGUUCACUUUCUUUCAAAAAUGUUAUCAAAUUGUUGGAUAAUUCUGAACAGAAAGGAGCUGGUUUGGUUCUUCAUGUAAAUAAUUAUAUGAUGAGAAAACUUCAACAAUACUUGGUGCCGGGAAGUAAUAAAUUGAUGGAUUACAAGUCUUCAUAUUCACAAAAUAAGUAAGCCUAGAUUUUAUUUACCGGGUUUAUUCUAAUAGAACGACUAGUGGUUCUAUUGUCUACCGAUCAACAGGCAGGUCGAUAUUUAUUUUUAUUUUCAACCCCUCCAUUUGGGGUGGCUGUAUUAGGGACAGUAGUUCUAUUAAAAUAAAUUCGGUAGGUUAUGUUUUUGAACACUAUCUGAAAGGAGGUGCCCAAUUCUAUUUAUUUUUCCUUAUUUCCUUGCAUUAACUCGAAAUAGUCCUUUUUUCCUUUUAGCACUUAAUGUUUGUUGAUUUCCUUCGUAAGAUUUUUUUAAUAAAAUUUGACAUAAUUUUGAAGAACAAAAAUUUUUGCUGAUAAUGAAUAAAGUUAAGUACUCACCCAGAUCCAAUGGCCAUAGGUCUCGAACCAGUAAAUAUCGAAUUCGCUUAGUA